This is a messenger RNA of Homalodisca vitripennis (glassy-winged sharpshooter), 5485 nucleotides long. Its product is annotated as amino acid transporter AVT1A-like. Gene Ontology annotation, molecular function: L-alanine transmembrane transporter activity; L-proline transmembrane transporter activity. The coding region runs from base 284 to 1687 and encodes 467 amino acids. The transcript has 8 exons. Lineage: Eukaryota; Metazoa; Arthropoda; Insecta; Hemiptera; Cicadellidae. Gene Ontology annotation, biological process: amino acid transmembrane transport; L-alanine transport. The record is from RefSeq and is a predicted model, not a curated record. Gene Ontology annotation, cellular component: vacuolar membrane.
AGUCAAAUAUUCAGGUUAUCCACGGAAUGUCAUUAUUUAUUCUUUUUUUGUAAUGUAUAUAGCUAACAUGCUAACAUUAGGUUAACCUUAAACCCUUAAAAAUUUGUUUUGAUUUUGUGUAUACUCUCUGUAAUAAGUUAAUUUAUUUCCAACAUUACCAUGAAAAAAUCCUUAUGAUUGCAACCCGAUGACAGUUCUUAUUGUAUUACGUAAUACACACGCUGUCUUUCCUAUCUAGUUACCGAUCUGACAGCCAAACAAUAAAUAACACUUACUGUUUUCAAUGAGUAUUUCCCGUGAGGGAUCCGUUGGAUAUCAAUCCACGAGUUCUUCAAGAGAUCCGAUUUGGACUAGGGUUUCUAGUGACCCUGAAGGAGACAGAUUUUCGUAUGGAGGUUCGAUUGAAACUCUGCCACGGGGAGAAAAGAAGAGUCAGCAAUCGGGACCUGAUGGGGGUCUCAAUGUCAUUUCUGCGGCCAUCUUUGUGGCAGGAGAAAUGGCUGGCAGUGGAGUGCUGGCCAUACCAAAGGCUGUGGUUGACUGUGGGUGGAUAGGGUUGGUGUUGGUGGUUGUGUUCUGUCUGAACGCUGGCUACGGUGGCACUAGGCUGGGUCACUGCUGGGCUAUAAUCGAGGAGAGAUACCCGGAAUUCCGAGGGCAGACUCGAAAUCCUUACCCCACUAUAGCUAACAAGGCUGUAGGCAGAUGGGGCAGUCUGCUGGUCUCAGGGUGUAUGCAGUUCACCCUGUUUGGAGCCUCCAUAGUGUAUCUUCUGCUCUCAGCUCAAAUAGUACAAGAGCUGCUGAAGGAUCUCUUACCGCAGGUGGGCUACUGCCUCUGGUUCUUCCUCUUUGCGAUUGUCAUCACACCUCCAAUGUGGCUUGGAUCACCUAAAGACUUCUGGAUUGUGGGGGUAGGAGCUCUGCUUACUACUGCAUUGGCUUGUGUUCUCAUCUUCACCCAGAUAGUAAUGGAUGGCCUCCGUCUCACUGAGCCAGUACCACAUAAUCCUCACACAUUCCAAGACUUUUUCUUCUCCUUUGGCACAAUACUGUUUGCCUAUGGAGGAGCCUCCACCUUUCCCACCAUUCAGAACGAUAUGGUCCGCCGGGACAAGUUCUCGGUCAGUGCAACCAUUGGGUUUAUGGUUGUGUUAGGCUUGUACUUGCCGGUGGUGGUGGGCGGCUACUUUGUCUAUGGAGACAACAUCGACGCCAACGUCGUGAUUUCGCUAAGUCGAGGGAUGAUCGUCUCAUUCGCCAACAUUCUGAUGGCUGUCCAUCUCAUCUUCGCAUUCUUCAUAAUUGUGAACCCUGUGUGUCAGCAAGUGGAGGAAAUAUUCCAGAUUCCCCACGAGUUCUGCACGAAGAGGUGUGUGGCACGUUCACUGAUGGUCCUGCUCAUGGUUGUGGUGGGAGAAACCAUUCCUAAGUUUGGCAAGAUUCUAGCUUUGGUGGGAGGCUCAACCAUCACUCUCACUACAUUUGUGUUGCCUAACUAUUUUUAUAUGAAACUUUGUGACCAGAAAAGCUUGGAUUGGCCUGAAAGGACGAUCCCCCUGCACAUGAGGGUGUAUAUGUGGGAGCUGAUAGUGGUAGGUGUGGUGGGGGGAACCUUCUCCACGUAUAGUGCCAUCAACUCCAUCUUUUCUGCAGAUUCCAUCACAAGGCCCUGUUACUGGUCUUAAUUGAUUAUGUAUGAAAGAGGUAUUUUUUUAGUCUUACAGAAUAUGUCAAACACCCAGAAAAGCUUUAGCCACUUUAUAUAAAUGUGUUGCUUAGUAUUAAAUAUAGGUUUUUUUAAAAACAUUCUAUAUAUUUUUUCUAGGUAUGACUUGUACUUGAUGUUAUUGUUACAAGCACAAGUUAAGAUUAAAAUUCACAAGUCUUGUUAAAAUCAUUUUAAUACCUUGAAUUGCGAACAUACCUUUUACAAAUUGUAUGUAACUUCUUUCAGCAGUCUAUAAUGUCACAUCUUUCUGGUUCUGAUUAAAUAUGCCAUAGUUGUAUAAAAGUGAAUAUAUUAUAGGGUAUUUAUAAAAAUAAAAUUUGAAACAUUUUUCAAUUUGAAAAGUUUUUUGGGCUUUCAAAUCCUCCCUCUACUAUGCAAACCUGAUCUUAAGAUUCUUAAAUCAUAUUAUGGUUUGUAACAUUUCAUAAGUAGCACAUAUACCAAUGCAUGCUGUUCAUUCAGUUUUUAGAAUUAUGACAAAAAUGAAACGUAACUCAUACCUCUUUAUUGUUGGUUGCAUUCAAAAAUACAUAUUUUUCGAGUUGAAAAUGGUCUUUCUUAUUUACUUUAUCAUACACAACUAUUUAAAAGUGUUUUAGAACAAUCCAUUAGUAGGUGUGUGAACUUAAAUUGGUGAAGAAACUUACUGCAAUUUAUCAGAGUUGCCCGUACUCCUCUAAUUUGGGAGUUGUUUUAUUGAAAAGGUUCAGUCUUGUUACUAUAUCAUUCCAUUAUUAUCUAAUUUUCUUCCUUCUCCCUGCUUAUUUACAAUUAAAUUCCUGGCAAUGUUAAAAUACCUUACAUAAUCAUACUAAAUACGAGGCAUGUUUUUAAAGUAAGUACGGUUUUGAUAUAAAAAAAACAAGUAAAUUUUUCAAACAAAACUUUAUUUACCUGAAAGAGAAUUCUUUCCUCUACUUCUCUACAUAAUUUCCAUUCUCUCUACAUUAUUAUUAAGGCACUUGUCGUAUCUUGGGACCAGCUCUUGUAUGCCGUCAUCAAAGGAGCUUGCCGUCUGACUGGACAACCUCUGUUGCACAGACGUUUUUACUUCUUUAUCAUUGGAAUGACACUUCCCUGCCAAAUGCGUCAAAAGUGCAGAAACAAAUGGUAGUCGCUAGGCGCUAGAUUGGGACUGUAUGGAGGAUGGUCCAAUUGUUCCCAGCCAAAUGAAGUGAUGAGCUCUAGCAUUCGAUUUGCUGAAUUUGGACGAGCAUUAUCGUGGAGCAAAACGAUGCCUGCACUCAGCAUGCCAAGCCUUUUGUUUUGAAUUGUGCGGCACAGUUUUUUUAAAGUUUUACAGUACGCGGCUGCAUUAAUCGUUUCACCGCGAGGCAGAAAAUUGACCAACAACACAUCCUGUCUGUCCCAAAAGACAGUGCACAUGAUUUUCUGGGCAGAAAUUGCUUGCUUGAAUUUGACUUUCCUAGGAGAUGUUUAAUGCCGCCAUUCCAUUGACUGUUGUUUUGAUUCUGGUGUAACAUAGGCUACCCACGUUUCAUCGCCUGUAACGAUAUGGCUUAAAAAAUAAUCGCCCACGUUACUGUAACGCUCGAGAAAGCUCAAUGAACUACCCAAUCGUUUGGUUUUGUGCUCAUCAUUCAACAUUUUCGGUACCCACCGUGAACACAGUUUCCGAUAAUUUAAACGUUCAGACACAAUUUUGUAGAGAGCACUUCUUGAUACAGCAGGAAAUUUUUCAGCUAAGGACCAAAUUGUGAACCAUCUGUUCUCUUUCACUUUACAGUCCACUUUUUGAAUGAGAUCAUCGGUAAUGACUGAAGGUCACCCACUUCGUUCCUCAUCAUGAACGUUUGUGCGGCCAUCUUUGAAGGCCCUAACCCAUUUUCGCACCAUUCCUUCAUUCAUAAUGUUUUUACCAUAAACUUUACUGAUUUGACGAUGAAUGUCAAUUGCUUUUAAGCCUUUAGCACAGAGAAAACUAAUCACAGCACGCACUUCAGAGUCGGCGGGAUUCUCGAUAGUCGGCAGCAUUUUAAAAUAAACAAACGAAGACUCGAUCAAACGGCGUUGUAAUGGCGUCUGUGGCUUCCCAACUGAUGUAGCUACACUACGUGCAUGCGCUAAAUGGCAACUGCAGCGCUGCGGCGGCGUAAUUUAAAAACGGUACUUACUUUAAAAACAUGCCUCGUACUUCUAUUUAAGAAGAACAUACAUUCUGUAAUAAAACUUUAUGACAGAUCAAUUCUUUGGUUAUUUCCCUUCAUCAUUAUUAAUUAAAUUACACCAUGUUUUUGUGUAUUGAUAUUUUAUAACAUGUAAUGAUUUAAAGAAUAACAAAUACAAGUAGCAUAUUGGUCUAAUGGUUCAGUGUUAUGGAUAUAGUAGAUUUAAAAUAAAAUUUUCUAUAGUUUAUUCAGCAUUCUAGGUAGGUUGCUGAAGAAGUUAUGUACAAUUUUUAAAAUCGGUAUAUAGUUUUUUAAAUAUAACAUUUUUGUUUUUACAAUGCAUGCAAAUAAUUCAUUGGGUACCACUUCCAAAGAAAACAUGUCUGUGUAUUACUUUAUGAGCCUAAUGCACUAAUGCAAGUGUAACUCAGGCCAUACUUUCAUAGACUUUCGUCUGUGCCUUCAUACAGUGUAUUAGAUUUCUUAGAAAUCAUUACACAUUUGUUUAGUUAUUAUUAAUUUUAUAAUACCCAUUGUUAAUCUUGGUAAUAUAUUGAGUAAAUAUUUAAAUUAUUAAAGAGCUGUGAUAACAUUUGAUAUAACCUUUAUAUUGUAAUAUAAUUUUUGUGUUUGAGUGAAUUAAAUGACAUAAUAGUUGAAAGCAGAGAUAUAUAGCUCACCGUAGUUACUGAUAUGCCUUGACAAUAAUAAUUUAGUUUCAGAACAACAAAUUAAGUCCAUGACAAGGAUAGGUGCUAUCUACCAUAAUAUAAUUUAUUUCUUUUUAAAUAUUUUUAAGAGGUUGUUUAGAGAUAUACCAUCUUCAUCACCUGAGUAAAUAAUUUUCCUGUGAGUGACAAAAUCAUUUUCUGCAACACAAGUUAAUAUGUUCUAAUGUUGUGUACACACAAUUACACCACCAAAAUUACAUUGUAAGACUAUUUGUUCAUGUUUAAAUACAAUUGAUUCUCAAACCUGCACCUUUGAGAUUGUUUGUAAAUUAUGACAUCAGUUAAACCAAUUUUCAGACCCUUUCCUCUUCAUGUAAUAAUCCUACUGCUAUAAUUCUGCAUUUUCCUAGUUGGUGUCAUCAUUGAACAAAUUAUGAAAUCAUCAGUAUAUAAUACAACAUUAUCUUUAAGUUCUUAUAACUCUUGAACACUUAUAGCGUCAAAACAAUUUAAAACCAUAAGAGUAGAGCAUCUUUAUUUAAUAAGUUGACUUUGCCUAUUCAAUCUAAAGUUGUCAAUGGCAAUAAAAUUCUUGAUUGAUUUGAUUCCUAUUAAAAAUACAAGAAAGUGAAUUGAAAGCAUGAGCAUAGUAAAAUUAUUUGAUACCAAUAAUAAGUGUGAUGUUAUGUUUCUGUAACUCUAAUGAAUAAUGAGUUUUUCUGUAAGUAAGGUCAGAAGCUAAGGGAAAUAGGACUGUCCACCUGGGGUUUGAGAUCAAGUAUUUGUGUUGAGGAGAAGCAUUUGUACCAUAAAUACAAUUGCUUGCUACUUCAGAAGAUACACAGAAUUAUUGUAAAAUAUUGCAAGUACUAAUGCUGUUUUUGAUAUUUUCAUGUUGAAGCUAAAUAUCAUAAUAGCGUAAAAAAUAUUAAAUAUUCUGUUUUGUUAGUGUAA